Molecule: messenger RNA, 4166 nt
Organism: Mya arenaria
Lineage: Eukaryota; Metazoa; Mollusca; Bivalvia; Myida; Myidae
Product: transmembrane protein 198-like
Exons: 5
Coding region: 483-1544 (353 amino acids)
Cellular component (GO): plasma membrane
Source: RefSeq, a predicted model, not a curated record
GGCGCACUCUGACAGUGAGGAUAAUUUGUACAGGCUACCAGCUAGCCCAUUGAUAGGAAACCAAGAUAACAGGGAUUUGUAGAUGAUUGAAUCAGCUGAUACAUUUAUUGUUCAAAGCAUAAUGUGGUGAACAGGGUAUUGUUUAAGCUGACUGUACAAUUUGCUCAAGUUUCAUCGUCUAGACUAUUCAGGCAUUGGAUGUUUAACUACUUCAGUCUUUGCUCUAUUAAGUGUUCAUAUGAAAUGAAGUAGAACAGCUGAACAGUGUGAGCUUUGGAAAGGAUUAAAUAUAUAAAAAAAUCAGAAAAUUUCAGCGCUGUAAUUUGCUUUAUGUGAACUUUUAUUGAACACAGAAAAUGAUCUCUGUUUUGAAAUUACUUCCAUGACUUCAACUGUGCCAGUCAGCAAGAAACAUGGAAGGAAUAAUUAGAAAAUUGUGUAAUUGAAAAAAACAAAUUGAGGGGCCAAGAUUAAAAACAAAAAUGGAAAGUUCAGACUUACCCAAUCUGGAUUUGAAGGGGUCUUCUCAAGAAUCUGAUGUGACAUCAGCAACGUAUAACGUGCUGGUUGGCAACGUGACAGUGAUGACAGAAUCCCAGACGUUAAAUGGCAGCGUUAGACAGUGUGACGUUAUUAAUACUGACUACGAUAUUACGGCUGCAAUUAUAUGUGCUCUAUGCUUCUUGUUCGGAAUUCUUUACACAUUCUUUGGAUAUCGCUGUUUCCGGGUUGUGAUGUUCCUCACUGGGUUUCUGUUCGGGUCCAUUCUAGUCUACGAGGUAUGCCAGGAGGAGUCAACCUUCAGCCCUCUUGUUAGUGCUGGAAUCUCACUCGGCGCUGGGGCUCUGUGUGGGCUGUUGUGUAUGCUAGUGCAAUAUGUGGGCCUAUUUCUCACGGGCUUCAACUUUGGAAACUGCAUUGCCAUCAGUGGUUUCAUAGUUCUAGAACAGUUUGUUCAUCUGCGUACGUUAUGGAUUCCUAUCGGAGUAACAGUUGGUAUAGGAAUCGUGUGCGCAUUUUCUACUCUAAAAUUCCAGAAGUCAGGAACUAUAUUGGGAACAAGUGUAUUUGGAGGAAUUUUAAUGAUCUCAUGUAUUGACUAUUUCAUCGAGCAUUUUAUCUUGAUAGAGUAUAUAAAGGACCGGUUUAAGGCGCGGGAUUCGCUUCCUCUGUGCUGGUACUCGUGGGUGAUUCUCGGAUGUUGGCCAUUCUGUUUCCUGGUCGGUGCAAUCGCUCAGUGGAAAAUAACGGGACAGGGAUAUGACCAUAAAGAAGCUACCCCAACUCGCAGAUGCCGUGAGUACUGUAUAAAGCGUACACCGCGGCCCCGGGAAAAGCCGAAGGAAGCCCCACAUCAGUCACGUUAUAGACAUCUGUACCAAGCUCGUAGAGUGAAAGGAGACGUCAUCUCACAGAACUAUAUCCAGACAAUGCAAACAAAGCUGUCACCGUCGUUGCAUCGUAUGACACCAGUACCCACUGAGCCUGGGCUUGGAGAACCAGAGAGCACAAACACCACCCUCACACAGAUUCCAGAAGUCUGAACACUAAUAUGCCAACUGUGAACACAUAUUUCAAAGACAUACUAUGUCUUAAAAACUUAACUCAGAAACCUUAAGUCUGAACACAGAUAUUUGAGUUAAACACCAUAUCUGAACACAGUUUCCAGAAGUCUAAACAGUAUAUGGAAUUUACCAUAGACGUUUGGUUCUCUAAAAGAGUUCUUAGUGCAGGUACCUGAAAUCUGAACAGUCAUUUGUGUAUAUAAACACAGAUAUGCAGAGUCACCCACAUUCUUACAUUGGACAACAGUAACUGUGAAAAAUAAUACUAUGUCUGAAAAUGAGAUUAUCACAGACAUUUUAAUUCUGAACACAGGUGUUAAAAUUGUCUGUACAUAAAUGCCGAAAAUGUGAGCAGUAAUUUCCUGAUGUUAUGCUUAAUCUGAACAAAGAUAACUUACAUAAGAUAAUCCAUGUCUUAACAUCCAUUCUCUGACCACACCAAGUCUGAACUCAGAAAUCUGAAUAAUAAACACAGAUUCUUAGUUUGAACACAGAUACUGGAAGUCUUAAGACAGAUAAACCAUGUUGAAAUACAGAUCUAUACCAAAUAUGAACCCAAAUACCUAAUGCUUAAAUGUAGGUAGUUCAUGACUUUUCAUUUGUGUUCUUAACAUGCAAAGUCCUAAAACAGAUGAAGAGCUAAUGAAGUUCUGAUCAUCCAAAGUCUGAACAAAUACAUGUUUCUGAGUAUUGAAUUGAUAAUAUAAGUGUGAACAAAGAAAUCAGAGUUCUGAAGACAGAUAAGUUUGAACAAGAUCCUGCAUCUGUAAUCUGGGCAAUUAAAUAGAGUAAUAAAAGUGUAAUAAUUGUAUUUAUCUAAAGCGGUCUUCUUAAGACUUGAGCUGUGGUUUGGAGGAAGGGAACCAUGGAUGCUUAGACCUUGUUCCAUUACUUUUUUGUGUUCAUGUAUAUAAUUAUUUAUUGUUAUACUAUGAAACUUCUCUGUAAUGUUCUGUUGAAAGAACAUGAUCUUUGUUGGAAUUUCUAAUGUAUCUGUUAAUAAUUGUCUCAAAUUCAUUUUUACAGCAUAUAGUUGACUUCUUUAUUAUGUGCUUUUGUUUGCUUGAUAAUGUAAGAAUAAACAAAUUGUUAUUUUUUAAUUGAUUUUAGUGUUUUUAAAGGGAUGAAGAAGUUUUUAAAUAGAAGGGUUUGUCUUUGAAGCAGACGGGGGUGGGGUCAAAGGUUUCACUUGAACUCACUUUAGCUUCACUGACUCUAAAGGACCGAUUUCUUUCAAAUGAAUGAAAGAAAUCCCAAGCCCACGGGGUUUGACUGUAUAUGAAUUGCUUGUUAAAACACAAAGGUCAGUUUCGUCUGGUUGUAAGCCUAAAUGGGGUUAUGUUGUUUGCAUAAAAAUUAAUAUGAAAUUCUCUGUUGUAAAUUAAACAUUGAUCCAUGAGUGUAUGAUACUAAGCAUAAUUAUGUAGUGAAUUGCUUUUAUCUAUCAUUUUCUAAAUAUUUGAGACCAAUACAUUGAAGUGAUCAAUUCACACAGUUUCAUUUACGUUCUUGUUAAACUUCCAUAAAACUUAGCUUUGGCAUUGUGAAAUUUUACUUGUAACAAAUAUUUUGUUAUUUUCAGAUUUGGAAAUUAAUUAAAUUCUAGCAGGGAGGUUAGAGGGAGAAAAUUUAGUUGGCUUUGUAAAAAUUAAAUAGGCGAUUCCAAACUUACGCUUUAUUGCAUAUAACUUUUUGUCAUGUCAAGUUUUUAUUCCGAACAAAAGACUUUGAACAAAAUCUUCUUUAAUCUAUUAAAUGAUUUUUUGAAAAUUAUUUUUUGUACCGAUUGUAAAUACAUCUUCAGUUAUUCCUAUUGCUACUGAGGGAUAAUUGUUAUGUAUUAAAGUGAAAGUGUUCUUAGCAACUUAAAAAGCACCUAGGACAUUUUCGCCUUAAGCCCUUGACUAUUUUAUGUUAUAUAUAAUUAUACAAACAUCGAAAUAACAGAUUUGACUAACAACAUUAAGUUGCCAGAUUUCAACCGCAGCUGAAUAUGUUGUAGUGAUGAUAUUAACUAAGACGUUAAGAAAGUACACUAAAAAGGCCAUGAAAAAUAAAUUGUUAGUUCUCAUGUACUUUUGAACGGGAGAAAUCGCAUAAUUUUUUUUAUUUAUUUAAAAAACAAAUUAGAUUUGAUAAAAAGCUGAAGCCAUAUUUGCUUUACAAAUACGGAAAAAUGGCAUAUAUAAUAUAUGAAGCUGAUUAACAACAUCAUAUUAAUUUCUGCCUAAUUUAAUUCAGUAAUUAUUUGAAUAAUCUUAAAAAUAUUUCUUGAAAACAUUUCUUCCCAAAAUGAUCCUAUUUGGGCUAUUUCAACAGGACUAACAUAAUUUAAUUUUUUUUAGAUACGGCCAAGGAAAAUGAAUGUGGAGGAAUGAGUUUGAAAUGAUAAACUAAACAUUAUUUGUUGGGCCUCAAUAGUCCAUGUACAGUAAUGCACAUUGUAUGUUAACGAAUUGUUGUAGUUAAUGCCUCUACCCUUGCACCAAGUUGUUAGAUGUUAGUUGUUAUGUGACAUUGUCAUACUUUUGUAACUGUUUCUGGACUUUUUUCAUGAAAUGGUCUCGUUCAACAGUAUACAAAUAAAAUUUUGCAAACUUG